Messenger RNA from Durio zibethinus, 2899 nucleotides. Lineage: Eukaryota; Viridiplantae; Streptophyta; Magnoliopsida; Malvales; Malvaceae. The record is from RefSeq and is a predicted model, not a curated record.
CAAGAUGAUAACUACCCAGACUAAAAUUAUAUUAUCCAAACAUGAAGCAACCCCCAAGGAGUCAAGAACCAGUUGCGAUUGUGAUAAUUUAAUCAUGGAAUGCUACCAACCUUAGUGAAAGCAAACCAAAACUGAAGUUCCCUAAUUAAUUUAUCAAACCACCAAAUCCCCAUAUUUAAACUCCCAACUCCAUCAAGAUCACAACCCUCCCCAUACCAGAAAGUCCUCCUCCUCCUCCUACACACUUUGCAUCCUCUUUCGGGGGCCAGAAUCGACCACCAACAACCAUGGGAGCAUCCAGCGACGCCACCACAACCACCCCAUCCGCCACCCUCUCCCCUUCCAUCCUCAAAAAAAUACUCAUCUCCUACACCUACGUAGCCAUAUGGAUCUUCCUUUCCUUCACCGUAAUAGUGUACAACAAAUACAUCCUGGACCGAAAAAUGUAUAAUUGGCCUUACCCCAUCUCCCUUACACUCAUCCAUAUGGGCUUUUGUUCCUCCAUAGCUAUCCUCCUCGUCCGGAUCUUCCAUGUUGUAGACCUUCCUUCUUCCAUGUCACCCCGUCUCUACCUCUCCUCUGUAGUCCCCAUCGGCGCCCUUUACUCCCUUUCCCUUUGGCUGUCUAACUCAACCUACAUCUAUCUCUCUGUUUCCUUUAUCCAAAUGCUCAAAGCCCUAAUGCCAGUUGCUGUUUACUCCAUCGGUGUUCUCUUUCGUAAAGAUUCUUUUAAAUCUUCCACCAUGGCUAACAUGCUGUCUAUUUCUUUUGGGGUCGCCAUUGCUGCUUAUGGAGAAGCCAAAUUCGAUGCUUGGGGUGUUCUUUUACAGCUUGGAGCCGUUGCUUUUGAAGCUACGAGACUGGUUUUGAUCCAAAUACUCCUUACUUCAAAAGGAAUUAACCUUAACCCAAUUACUUCCCUUUAUUACGUUGCUCCUUGUUGUUUCCUUUUCUUGCUUAUUCCCUGGGUUACAGUGGAACUUCCUUCACUUAAAGAAAACUCAAGUUUCCAUUUUGAUUACUUCAUCUUCGGGACUAACUCUUUUUGCGCUUUCGCUUUGAACCUGGCGGUGUUUUUGUUAGUCGGGAAGACCUCGGCUUUGACAAUGAACGUGGCUGGUGUGGUCAAAGACUGGUUGCUGAUAGCCUUUUCGUGGUCGGUGAUUAAAGAUACGGUGACUCCAGUUAACUUGUUUGGUUAUGGGCUUGCAUUUUUGGGGGUUGCUUAUUAUAAUCAUUCAAAGUUGAAAGGGCUUAGAGAGAGGGAAGCACAGAGGAAGGCUGAAGAGGCUGAUGAUGAGGAAAGUGGCAGAUUGUUGGAUCCGACUGAAGGGGAUGGGACUACAAGAAGAAAUGAAUCGCAGGGUUAACUUUGAUUUCAUACACUUUAAUUUCAAAUUUCUUUUAGCUUUUCUUUGCUUUCUCCGUUUAUGGUUGGCUGCAGUCAUGUUAUUGGGGGAGUUUUGUUGGUUAUCUUGUCAAUGGUGCCAAUUCAUGUUGUAGCUGUGCAGAUUUAUACUGAUCAUAAUUUAGAUCUGUCACAAAUUUUACUUAUGCUUCUGGAGCUAGAGAAUUUACUUUUAUUUGUCGGAUCAACUCACUUAUUUUAUAUUCAGCAUCAUAGUCUUUUAUUCCGUACACAACUUAGAGAGGUGAUUGCCUUUUUCUGAUUGUGAUCAAAUGUUCAACUCAAUCAUACAUUCACUUUCAAAUUGUUGGUCUGAUAUUUGGUGGAUGAUGUUAGCAAAAAGCCUUUUGUUUUGUUUUUCUUUUGUGAAAGUAAGCCUUUGAUGAUUGCAAUUAGCAUUGCUGUGGAUUCUGGAUUGAAAGUUAACUAGUAAAAUGUAAAAACAAAUUCAAGAAGAAAACCUUGGGCGCUGUCUUAUAGAUCAUGGGUUUAGACUAUACCUAUUGAGUUUGGAUUUAUAGCUGCUUAGGGAAAUAAGGGUUUGAAGAAGGGAUGGGCAGACUUGAUAAUGGUAUAAAGGAACCUAGUGCUUACCUUCUUUACAUGUUCUUGUGGACGCUUGUACCUUUUCCAGCUUGAUCGGUUAAAACGUUUGAAACAAUGCUAUGCUAUCUUUUUUUUUAAUAAUAUUGGAGCUAAUGGGAUCGCCAAUCCCCUGCAUCCGUUAAUCAGAACCUAAUCUAAAAGUCGUAUUUCAAUCAGAUCUUUUCAUUGCUGAGCAAGCCAAAUCGGAUAUUAAGAACUGGUAAGCCAAAUGAAGUGUGAGUUGCUAAAUGCUAUACAACUUGCUACUAAUGGCUGUAAUUCAUCCAUAUAAUUCAUUAUGUUUAAUCUAAGUGAUCAAACCUCAAACCGAAGAAUAUAAUAUAUGUCAAAGCCUAUUCAACAAAUAAUAUGUAUUAAGAAAAGAUAAUUAGUUGUAAUAUUUUGUUCCAACUAAUUCAAGAAUUCCUUCGUCUUUGUCUUCCACCACACCUUUCAACUUGUUGAGGAAAAUGUUGAUGAUGAACCAUGGAGGAGCAUCCACCUCCCAAAUGUCUUCUAGUGAAAAGUGUGCAUCAUGAACUAAAGCAAGAUGCUCCUCCAUAUGUUGGUGGUCUCCCUUAUACUGGCCGUUUUGAAAUGGGCACUCAGUCUUCAAGGAUUUGAAGUAGUCUCGAUGAGGAACAGACAUUUCAACCCCACGAAUAUUGUUUCUACAAAGGGGACUUUUAGCAACAAUAAAAAAUCAAACCUCUAUUUGGAGGAAAAGGUAACACGUUCCACCCAUUUUGCAAAGGAAUACAAUCCCUUCUCCCCCAAAACGGAAGGAAUUGGUUCACAUAAGAAAGAUUUUAGAUAGAUGAGCCACAAAGUAGGGGCUUGCAGGUCAUGUUUCUUCCCCCCACCUCUAGAAUAAUUUUCACUGUAACAUUGGAGGACGACUGGAUU